Molecule: messenger RNA, 1754 nt
Organism: Cottoperca gobio
Lineage: Eukaryota; Metazoa; Chordata; Actinopteri; Perciformes; Bovichtidae
Exons: 5
Coding region: 219-971 (250 amino acids)
Source: RefSeq, a predicted model, not a curated record
GCAUGCACUUCAACAGCCUGCUCUCAGAGGAGGAACGUGUCUUUUUAAGAGAGAAACUUUUAAGUAAACUUUGUUUGAAAUGCAUCAAAGCUUCAAGGUGACAACUUGGGGAUUGACACAACAGCUGUUUAUCUACUUUAUGGUCUCAGGUGCUGGCUCUCUGGUCACAGUCCAGCAGUCCUCCUGUGCUCACCGCUGCUCUGGGUCAUGACGUUAUAAUGCCGUGCCAUCUCAAUCUUUCCCAUGAUGAAAAGAUGUUGACCCCACCGGUUCUGUAUUGGAUAUACUUAACAACGGACGGCACUGACAAUCCCAGAGUGUGGAUCCCAUCUGAGAAAUAUGAGGGACGUGUUGACACUCUGGAUAAUAAUCCAAACACUUCAAACAAGUCCAUACGCUUCAAGAACGUCCAGUGGGCCGACAGUGGGAGGUACCUCUGCAAACUCUCCAUCAACACAAAGAGGGAUAAAAGUUUCAGGAAGAAAGGAAAUGAAACAUUACUGAUGGUUUAUGACACCAUGACCUUUAACCCCACGGGUCACAAUGACUCUCUGCUCUCGUGUGAAGUGAAUGUGACGCGAGAUCCCGGAUUAGUUUUGUCCAUUUUUCACGAUGGAUUCAAACUCCAACCUGUCGGCUCUGCUCCAGGAAAAGGUGGCACAGCUCUGCCCUUCGUCACCCUCUCUGAGACCGUCUCUCCGAGGAGCAAAGGAGAAUAUGAGUGUCAGCUGCACCUGAACAAAGAUCUGCUAACGAAAAGCAUCUUCCGCUACAAUCUGCCCGAUGGUGGAGAUGCUGAAAAGAAUGUUUCGCUGACAUCUCCAACAACUGUCUCCGAGCCAAAUGUGAAGUUGUUUCCAGAGCCGUGGUUCCUGUAUACGGCUCUCCUCCUGGUGCCCUUUGUCAUCCUGCUGGGUCUCAUAUCUGCCACCCUGAUGUGCAGAUGUUUGUCAACAUAUGGCUUUAACUGAGAGGCUUAGCAAUGGAGAUCAAUUCAAGUUAAAAGGGGAGCAUUCACAUAUAAGAUAUUAUUCAUGAUAAAAUGAUCAGAGUGCAGGCAUAACUGUUCCUGCUAUGUCAAAUAUUAAUAUAUGGCUGCAUCCCAAUUCAAGGGCAGCACCCUUCAAAGUCCCAAAACGUCCUCGUGGUUAAAACCAGGAUGUCCCUCUUCACCAAUGUGGCUUUCUUUUAGAAAGCGCAAACAGAAUCCCAAAAUCUAUAAUGCACCAUUCAGUCACUAUUAAUGUACUAGUCUCUGUAACAUACUGUAUAUGCUUUCUUAUUCCUAUUAUUUAGUGUGAUAAGCUACAUCUGUGGCCUCUUAUCUAUUAUUUUUCUAUUAAUUAACAAUAUAAACUGCAUUUGACUGUGAAUUAAAUAUAUAAACAUAUAUGUUAUUGCUCCUAUUGAUUCAUUAUCAUUGCUCUUUAGUUGAAAGCACAGUGACAUUUUUACAGUCAUGUGUUCUGUGUGGUUUUCACAGGAAUGUUUAACUUUAAAUCCGAAUAUUGAAGUAAAACCCAGCCCACACCUUCCUCCUUCCUCAGAAAUGUAAAUGUCUGGUUCUCUCUUUUCUAAGUUUUACGAGUCAGUUCCUUUACAUCCUUUCUGUUCCAUUGUAUCGAAAUAAGGGAACGUAUUGUUGAUACUUUAUCGCCCUCUCAUGGUGACUGAGGACAGUUGCACGACAGGAGAAGCGUUGAGAGCCGGAAACCAUUUAGCACUGGUUUAACUUUAAGCAUGAACCAAACCAC